Molecule: messenger RNA, 1548 nt
Organism: Anneissia japonica
Lineage: Eukaryota; Metazoa; Echinodermata; Crinoidea; Comatulida; Comatulidae
Product: cysteine synthase 1-like
Exons: 1
Coding region: 261-1355 (364 amino acids)
Cellular component (GO): cytoplasm
Molecular function (GO): cysteine synthase activity
Source: RefSeq, a predicted model, not a curated record
UACACCGUGCUCAAUCACGCGUACAAUCCGUGAUAUUUAAUAAUAGCAAGCUGUAAACGGAAGUUGGUGAAGCAAACAUAAUAUUAAUUUAUAGAUAGGUACCGACCUGAUCAGUCGGUCACUGAGUAUAUCCUGAAAGUGCUUAGUAAGCCUACGUGUAAGGAGGUGCUACACGGUGAUUAAAAGUAUUCUAGAAGGUGCAAGCCUACACGUUUGUUAGUUAAGAGUUUGCAAGUUGCCCGGUUGUUUGAGCCUGCAACAUGUAUAUCCAGACAAGAGCACUCAGGUUAAUGUCCUCAAGAUGGAAGAGAGUGAUGACUCAGCACAUUUUAAAUGGCAGACUUUCUCAGGACGUACGGUCUGGUUUCCUAGAAAUGGUUGGAAAAACGCCUCUGAUUCGGCUACCAAAAGUAAGUCAAGAAACUGGUUGUGAAAUCUUGGUGAAAGCUGAGUUUUCAAAUGGAGGUGGCUCAGUAAAAGACAGAGCAGCUCUUUACCUCGUCAAGAAAGCCAUGGAAGAAGGACUUCUAAAAGAAGGAGGAAUGGUUGUUGAAGGAACUGCAGGCAACACUGGUAUAGGCUUAGCUCAUGUCUGUAAUGCUGUAGGACUCAAAUGUGUUAUUUUUAUGCCUGAUACUCAAUCACAAGAGAAAAUUGAUUUACUGCGGACUCUUGGGGCAACAGUAUAUCCAGUUCCGGCUGUCCCAUUCUCAGAUCCCAAUAAUUACAAUCAUCAAGCAAAACGCUUUGCUGAAAGCCAAGAGAAUGCCUAUUGGACAAAUCAGUUUGACAAUACAUUCAACAGGCUGGCCCAUAUUGAAACAACUGGUCCAGAAAUUUGGGCCCAAACUGGAGGAAAACUGGAUGCAAUAGUUUUUGGUACUGGAACCGGUGGAACAUUGGCCGGAGUUGGGAUGUACAUGAAGCAAAAGAGAUCAGAUAUACAGGUUGUACUUGCAGAUCCCGAAGGAAGUGUUCUAUAUAAUUAUAUCAAACAUGGGAAGCUUGAACGAAAAGGCUCCGGAUCAAUCACAGAAGGGAUUGGACAAGGCAGAAUAACAGAUAAUUUAAAUGGCGCACCAAUUGAUGAUGCAGUACAUGUGACCGAUAAAGAAGCUGUAGAGAUGACAUUCCGCCUCUUGCACGAACAUGGUUUUUUCGUAGGAGCUUCUUCAGGGUUAAAUGUAGCAGGGGCAGUACAAGUCGCUAAAAACCUUGGUCCAAAUCAUACUAUAGUUACUUGUCUGUGUGACACUGGUCAAAGGUAUUAUGGACGUUUAUUCCGUAAAGAAUGGCUGAAAAGCAAAGGCCUUUUAGACUCUGUACCAGAACCAUAUCAGGAAUAUCUACAUUAGGUGAAAACCAGUCUUGCAACUGUACCUCACAGGCCCAUAACCAGGUUCAUGGGAAGGUGCCACACAAGAAGUUGGAAUGAUCAACCAAAUGAAACAUGCAUUGUCAUUCCAAAUGUAUUAAAUAAAUUUUUGUACAUUUUUUUCCUUUGUGUUAUGUUAUUGAUUCAAUAAAAGUAUAGUUAAAACUCUUUAU